UGACGCAGAGCGGAAAAUGGAUCUCCACUUCUGAAGUUGUUGUGUUUGUUUCGAUGGACUCAUCCUACUGAAGAAAAAUCUGUGACAUCGGUGGGGACGUGUCGUUGUUUGUAAAUCAUGGAAUCGUCCAUGAGAGGAAGGGCCAAACGCAGGCACUUGGGGCCCUCAGAAUGUGAUGAUCUGGUGCAAAGCAGCACAGGAAACCGGUCUCUCACACAGCCUUUUAAUGUCAACCUCAGCAACAUGGAUCCAAACCGAGGACUUCAACCCAGGACGCCCACCAAAAGAAGCAGACAAGCCUCAGGUGGUGUGGGGCAACAGAAGGGCAUCACCGAUUUCUUCUCCGUCACUGGAGUCAUCAGCACAAGCCCCCAAAAAGGAACCAAGACUCCAGUGAAGGAGGAAGAAGUGGAGGUAAAACAGGAACCGAUGGAGCAUCUUAUCCUAAAAGAAGAAACUGUAGACGAGGAGAACUACAUGGAAGGAAUCACUGAGGAUAUGUUCGAUGAAGACUUUGAUGUGGGAACUACGUCGGUCAAAAAAGAAGAAGAGCUGAUGGAAGUUACUGUGAAAAAGGAAGAGGAUGAGGAGGAUUUGGUCGAAGCCCUGCCUGAUGCCCACUACGGGCUGUUGGGAGUGCAAGGAGGCCAGGAGGUGCCCAAGGGCCAGCUCCAGGAUCUGCCAGAAGAGGUACUGAGGGAAGUGUUCGCGCACCUUCCAGGAGAUGAUCUCUAUCGAAACAUCAGCCUGGUUUGCCAUCACUGGAGGGCUGUCGCCAUGGACCCUCAGUUUCUACCCUGGAAGAAGCUGUACUGCAGAUACCGCAAGCGGCAAAAUGAGGCGCUGAAGGAGGUGAAGUCUAUCCUGGAUGAUAAUCAAAUUAACAACAAGGAUGACCUGUGUCUUCUCAAUAUGGUGAGGUACAUGUCUCAGUUUAAACACAGCAAACGAGUGAAUGUGAAGGACGUGUUGACGUGUGUGAAAGGACAUCGGCUCUACGCUCAGGCUGAAGCCUGCAUCAAAGACAGAAUCCCAGACAUGUUGGAUGAUGAAGGUCCAAACCCUUGGUCUGCCAUGUCCCUGAUGUUGAUUUUAGCUGAUGGAGUAAAAGAUGUCUUGGACCUGGUAGCUCUCUUGCGGAAAUCUGGGUGCCUGCUGACAGCAGGAGGAAUCUCUGAGUACCUGUGGGCCAUGGCGACUUUGCUCCUGGCCAUGAGAAAGAACAAUAUUAACAUAAGCAACAGGUGGCAUUACAAUAUCUUCUAUGUGCUGCACUUAAUGGAAAACGCUCCUCCUCCUGCAGGCUUGCAAGACAACAGACAGCUAAUUACUCACGAGCAACAGCAGAUACUCAACCACGACAUCCAGAAUCAUCACAUUGUUAAAAUAAUGGCUUUUGCAGGCACUGGAAAGACGACUACACUCGUGAAGUAUGCUCAGCAAAGACCACAUAUGCGCUUCCUCUACCUGGCCUUCAACAAAUCUGUGGCGAUGCAAGCUCAGCGCUCAUUUCCGCACAACGUCGAAUGCAGUACCAUCCAUUCAAUGGCGUUCAGAGCUGUCGGAGUGAGGUAUAAAAACUUGAGGAAGCUGUCCAAUAAUUUGCAAGUGUUUGAUGUGGCAUGGGUCUUGCCUAAAGGACUCGGAGGAUUCGUCAAUGCUAAAGUGGUGACGCAAACCCUGCACAAUUUCUGGGCGUCCGUAGACGAGAAUGUCGGUCCGGAACAUGUUCCGCAGGAGUACAAGAACACACACGGAAAGACAGAACACCCAGAUGAGCACCAAAAAAUGGCAUUUGCUGGUGCCGCACAGGAGUUAUGGGACCAAAUGGUAGAGCAGAAGUCCAGAAAAGAGAGGGUGUACAACAUGACCCAUGAUGGAUACCUCAAACUCUGGCAGCUAAGGAGACCACAGCUGGACCGAUAUGAUGCCAUAUUUAUUGACGAAGCCCAAGACUGCACACCAGUGAUCAUGGGCAUUAUGCUGUCUCAGAACUGUGGGAAAAUCCUGGUUGGAGAUCCUCAUCAACAGAUUUACACUUUCAGAGGAGCGGUCAAUGCAUUGCACGCUGUUCCUCACACUCACAUCUACUAUCUCACGCAGAGCUUCAGAUUUGGAUCUGAAAUUGCAUAUGUUGGUGCUGCAAUAUUGGAUAGCUGUAAAAAAGUGAGGCAGAUAUUGGUUGGUGGGAAUCAGGAAGGGAAUGUACGAGGGGAGGACACACAAACACUGCAACAUCUGAAGACGGGACAGAAGCUGCCGGAAGGGAGUGUGGCCAUUCUGAGCCGCUGUAAUGUCACCGUUUUCAGCGAGGCUGUCCGACUCACAGACGCCAACCCCAGCUGCAAGAUCUACAUUGUGGGAGGUGUUGAAAACUUUGGACUGGACAAAAUUAUGGAUCUCUGGGUCCUGAUGCAACCACAGGACAAACGCAAGAAUGAAAACCUUGUAAUCAAGGAUUACUUCAUCCGAAGUUUCUGCAAAGAUAAGAUGGGCGGAUUCAGAGGUCUGAAGGGAUACGCCACGGCCUCGGAAGACCGCGAGUUGGAGGCCAAGCUGGCCGUGGUGGAAAAAUACAACAAACGCAUUCCAGAGCUGGUUGAACGUAUUUAUGAUCGGGCCCAGAGGAGCCCAGUGUACGCAGAUUUCAUCCUGGGUACGGUGCAUAAGGCAAAAGGCCUGGAGUUUGACGCAGUGGUUGUAACAGACGACUUCAUGAAAGUACCAUGUGCUCGACACAACCUGCAGAGAGUGGGUGGUUUCAAUGCAGCAAAUGUCCCAGAUGACGAGUGGAACCUGUUAUACGUGGCGAUCACACGAGCCAAAAAAGCACUGUACAUCACGAAGACCAUCAGCAACAUCCUCACAUUCACUGGGGAGUACUUCUUGAGGUCAGAGCUGACCACCACUCUGCUGGGUAAAGACCCAAGUCUCGUCUGCUCCAUUGACGGCUGUCAGAACCACAUCACGGCAGAAUCUGUCCUCAGCAUGAGCAAACUCCCCGUCAGAUAUAUGGACAGUGUGGACGCGGGAGGCAUUCUGUGUUUGACCUGUGUGGAGCAGCGUGUGGGACCUGCAGCCUUCCUGCUCUCUCCACCUGAACGGGUCAGAUCCAUGACCUACACCAAUGAAAGAAUAGAGCUGCCCAUCAACGUCGCCAUGCUGUUAUCUUUACUUUAAACACCACAUUUAAGUGCCCUUUUGCCUUUGUGUGUCACUUUUGGAGUGAUGUGAAGUUCACAUUUGUGGAUUACUAAAAUGUGCACAGUUUAUUUUUGUUUAAAUGUCCUGUAGAUGUUUUAAUACUUCUAAAACAUUUUUCCAAGUGUUUUUUUUCUCCCUUUACUUCAUUUUUACAGGUUCUCCCACAUUGGAACUGCCCUAAUUUGGGAUACAGUAAACAUUGACAUUAGUAUUUGUAGGUGGAGAAUAAGCACAGUGUCUUUUUCCGGGUUUUUCUGGAAGUUUCAGCAGGGCCUUUUCAGGCCUUUGAUAACCACAGUAUUACAGCUGUUGUGAACGACACAAUAGUUGAGGAACACUAAUGUGUAAGAUUGUGUUUAUGACCACAGUUGUAACAUCAGUGACUUGUCGGAAGAAUGGUAACCAUUCCUACAUAUAUUUCCUACAUAUUUUUUUUAAAAAAAGUUUUUGCACUGUAUAUUAUUGCAUUUGUUGUGUAAUUUUAUUUUUUCUAAGGUUUUUUUGGGUGUUUAACUGUUGAACAAGCAUGGCCAUAAUUUAUGUAACCUUUUUACCAUUUGAAAAAAAAAAAAAGUUUUAUUUUAUAUAUAUAUAUAUAUAUAUAUUUUUUGUUUGUUUCAGCAGUAAUUUUCUGCAAGACAAGUGACUUGUGUGCCAUUGUUUGAGACAUUAUAAUCAUAUGUGUAUAUGUGUAUAUAUGUGUAAAUGUUGCAAACUUAAGUAAAUCUUGGGCAGCUCUGGUAUAA
Molecule: messenger RNA, 3950 nt
Organism: Labeo rohita (rohu)
Lineage: Eukaryota; Metazoa; Chordata; Actinopteri; Cypriniformes; Cyprinidae
Gene: fbh1
Product: F-box DNA helicase 1
Exons: 21
Coding region: 118-3180 (1020 amino acids)
Biological process (GO): double-strand break repair via homologous recombination; replication fork processing
Cellular component (GO): nucleus
Molecular function (GO): ATP binding; DNA binding; hydrolase activity
Source: RefSeq, a predicted model, not a curated record